Messenger RNA from Cylicocyclus nassatus, 444 nucleotides. Lineage: Eukaryota; Metazoa; Nematoda; Chromadorea; Rhabditida; Strongylidae. The record is from the annotation of a GenBank genome assembly.
AUGACGACUGGAAUGGGUAUGUUGACCACAGGAAACGCGAAAGCAAUUAUUGCUGGUGGUGUAGAACUUUUAUCGGAUGUUCCCAUUGGGUAUAACAGAAAGGCGAGAAGAGCUAUGCUGAGCAUGCAGAAAGCGAAGGCACUUGGCGACAGAGUGAAGCUUGGAACUCAAAUUGUGAGAAACCUUUUCAGCCCCGAACUAACAGCAGUAGCAGAAUAUUCCAGUGGAGAGAAACUGGGACACAGUGGGGAUCGAGAAUGCUGCAGCAUUCAGCGUUUCCAGGAGUACGUUGCGCAAGACCCUAAAGAUCAACUUCUUCUUUCACCAGCUUACGUCAUCCCACAGUUGCUGAAGCGGGUUGGACUCGGAUUGAAUGACGUUGAUGUUUUCGAGAUUCACGAAGCUUUUGCAAGACAAGUAUUGGCUAAUGUUGCUGUGAACUGA